AUGGACAUAAUAACCCGCAAUCGCUCAAUAAUUGACGAACAAAUUCGGCACCGACCGAUAAAGAUAACAAGAACUUCCAAUAUUAAGUCAACGUAUCUCCUGUUAUGACACCUUUCUAGACCUUUUCCAUAAUUACCACCGAUAUGUGAUAAUUACCCAUAAGAUCCGAGACUACAUACGCAUUACGCUCAUUUGAUUUAUACUUGGUAGAGCUACGUAUUUCUGCAAGUCUUAUCAUACCGGCCGCAAAAUGAAAGUAGGUAUUAUUGAAGGUGGGGGCCGUCCGCUCAUCGAGGUACGUUUUGUAUAAAUCUAGAGCCAGUGACUAAGCGAAGUCCUUGUGAACGUACAGAACAAUUUUUGAUACGUUAUUUGUUGAGAGAAAUACGCUUGUGUACGCUACAGAGCGUUAUCUGCAGCAACGAACACCUAUCACAUCUCUCAUGCACGUAAAACUUUACGGAAAAGUAAAACUUGGCGAAGUUCAUAAUUGCGGGAAUAACAUACGGCAGAUUGGGCUAACAUCUAUUAGUAGAUUUGCAGGGGAGAAUAACAAAGACGAUGGAGUCAGCCGUGAUAGGGUUGCUCUUGCUGAUGGGGUCGGCUUCGGCGUGGAACGUGACCUUCUCUUCUCCGAAUGUGACGAUCCACAUGCACGAGACAUUGUGCGUACCCUUUUCCGCCCCAGUCAACGCAGCGGACAUCAUCGAUGGAAUUUUGACGGCGAGUUCGUCCCGGGACUCGGUUGCUAGCGUCCCUAACUUGCCGGUUUUGGAUCCGAGUGACGUCGAAGACUCUACCUGGAAGAGCUGUCUCAACAUUACCGCAAACUUCCUCGGUCGAGCGGAUGUAGUUAUUUCCAUAGCUUCUUCUGCGGGCAACAAAAGUUCCGAAGCCCUCGAGGUCAUCGUAAUUCGCGAGGAGCGCGUUAUAGAUACGCUAUUUACGGUCUGCGUAGCGGUGCUCGUCUCCGUCCUGUACAUCAACUUCGGCUGUGCUAUGGACUGGGACAUCUGUCAGCGUACGUUAAAAAAACCCGUUGGUCCCACGAUCGGAUUUUUUUGUCAAUUUCUCUACAUGCCUUUGCUGAGCUACGUUAUCGGGCUUAUACUCUUUCCUGACGAUGCUGAGAUGCGCAUAGGGAUGUUCUUCUCAGGAGUAAGUCCAAGUGGCGGAGCCUCCAACAUCUGGACCGCACUAUUGGAUGGAAACCUCAACUUGUCCGUUACAAUGACUACCAUAAGUACCCUGGCUGCAUUCGCCAUGAUGCCGUUGUGGAUCUUCACCCUUGGCAGAUCGAUAUUCCAUAAGGGAGAUCUCGUAGUUCCGUACUCUAAGAUAGCAAUGUUUGCGGUUUCACUGAUCGUCCCACUGGCUAUUGGAUACAUAAUACAGAAAAAGUUGCCCAGGGUCUGCAGGCUUCUAGUCAGGAUUCUAAAACCGUUCUCAAGCCUGCUUAUCCUAUUCAUCAUCGUCUUUGCAAUCGUCACGAAUCUCUAUCUUUUCCAGCUGUUUUCGUGGCGGAUAAUAGUUGCUGGUAUUGGGCUUCCAUGGCUUGGCUAUUUAUUCGGCAUGAUAGUCGCUUGGGUUCUGAAACAGCCGCGUCCGGACAUCACGGCAAUCUCGAUCGAAACCGGAGUGCAGAAUACCGGAAUAUCCAUCUUCCUUCUCCGGUUCUCGCUUCCUCAACCAGCAGCGGACCUGACAACCAUUGCGCCGGUCGCGGUGGCGAUAAUGACCCCGAUCCCGAUGACAAUAUGGUUCAUUGGUAAAUUGAUCAACGAUCGGCGAAAAAAGUCCUUGGCUGCUUCCUCGGAGAAGCUGCGAAGCUCCGCGGAUCCGAUACCGACCAUCGCCGACGCUGAUAAGUCCACACGGACUGAUGGGAGUGCUUGAUUGGCAGAUCUUUGUCGGCGGCCGAAAGACACAACGUAUCAAAAUGGAUUUAACGCAAAGCUAUUUGAAAUUGUUGUUUCACAGAUCUCGGCUCGCCACAUCUCACCUGCCAAGGGUCGUAUCACGCGGACACAAUGAGCAGAGGCUGCUCACUAUUUGGUCGUUUUUUUGUAACACGAAGCAUUUUUGGAGUGUUCCCUGCACCGGUACGAUACGUACUUAACCAUCCAAACGCCCUGUGUUUGCAUUUCAUAUCCAUCCCUAGCCCUUCCUCCAAUAAUGCACAGAUAAAGAUUUCGAGAAUGAAUUUUAAAAUGCGAUUGUGUAUCGAGUAGAUAUCUAGCAGGAGUAGUUAAAAUAUGUACCUUAUAUGGUCAGAUUAAAUAACCUGGGACCUACGGUUUUAGCAACUCUCGGACCCGAAGAGUUCAGGUUGCGACUGAGGGGUGAUUUUCCCCAUAACUGAUACUUAUAUUGUUGUAAUCUAAAUUGUAGCGAGUGCGUCGCGAAUGCGGACUUGAAGUAGGAUUAUAAUUUCCCAAUUCGAAUGAGAUCCCCUACCUGUAAAAAAAAUUAGUUAUAUGUUUUGAAAUCCCAACAGUAAAAGUGCCUUCUAUUUUUUUAAUUUCCAAAUCGCAUUGUAUACAACAAAUUUUACUGUUGUACAGCAAGCUAUUGUACAGACAAUAAUUGAUGUAGAUUAACAGCAUUUAUCGCCGCGCUCUUUUAGAUAAGUAUUUAGGCAUAAGUAUUUUGAUGUUUAGUCAUAUAUGAGAUGUAUAUAUUAAACGUUGAUUUUUUUAUUACCGAAA
Molecule: messenger RNA, 2708 nt
Organism: Athalia rosae (coleseed sawfly)
Lineage: Eukaryota; Metazoa; Arthropoda; Insecta; Hymenoptera; Athaliidae
Product: ileal sodium/bile acid cotransporter-like
Exons: 7
Coding region: 562-1896 (444 amino acids)
Cellular component (GO): membrane
Source: RefSeq, a predicted model, not a curated record